This is a messenger RNA of Candidula unifasciata, 247 nucleotides long. The record is from the annotation of a GenBank genome assembly. NCBI's taxonomy places the organism in Eukaryota, Metazoa, Mollusca, Gastropoda, Stylommatophora, Geomitridae.
AUGCAGCCACUUAGUUUCUACACAAGGUACAAUUCUACACAGAAAUAUAAAUUCACAACUUUCACAGACUAUAUUUACGACUGUUAUCAACUGUACUGUUACGACUUUCUUAAACUCUACAUUUAUGACUUUUCAACUGUACAUUCACGACUUUUCUACACUGUACAUUUAUACUUUCUUCAACUGUGCAUUUAUGACUUUCCUCGGCAGUACAUUUAUGACUUUCUUCAACUGUACAUUUACGACU